Messenger RNA from Saxophila tyrrhenica, 1119 nucleotides. RefSeq lists its product as uncharacterized. Bases 1 to 1119 code for a protein of 372 amino acids. The record is from RefSeq and is a predicted model, not a curated record. NCBI's taxonomy places the organism in Eukaryota, Fungi, Ascomycota, Dothideomycetes, Mycosphaerellales, Extremaceae. The transcript has a single exon.
AUGAUGAGCAACGGGCCUGCACUCGCGAUCCUCAACGGGGACAGCGGGUCCAGCAAGCCAUCGGAUAGGAGUGUUUCUCCACCAUCUACAGAUGGGCCAUCUGAGCUCUCGGCGACGCCACCGACUAGGAAUGGAAUCACGCCUUCUCCGCCGGGUGUGCAUGAGAUUGAUUUCGAGAGGGAGACGAAAGUCAAGUACCGGCGAAGCUCGAUCGUGCCGGAUUACAGACACUCGAUGUUCCCGACCGAAUCGCUACCCAACGGCAUCGGCCACGCGAACGGCAACGGCAACGGCGCAGUCACAAACGGCACCUCCACCGCCCCCUCCACUAGCAAAAACUCUCCACCCCGCAAAUCCAGCACCACCACCUACCCCAACGGCAACACCUUCGCUUCCCCGCGCCCUUCCGACCUCUCCUCCCGCCCCCGACGUUCAGUCAGCCCCGACUCCACCCGCCGCCAAACAACCAUGGGCCUCCCCGCCUCUUCCCGCCCGACAAACGGCGCCGUCAGCCCCCUCACCGUCCGCAGCGUUAGUCCAGUAGGCUGGCGCAGCGGCAACGUCUCCCCCAUCGCAGCGCGCAGCAGCUCCCCCGUACGAGCGGCCAGCCAGUACCGCGCUAGUCCGCUCUCCACCGGGAACGGCAAUGGAAACUCCAGCACCUCGACCCCAGGAAUACAAACUCCAGCGCAAGCGCAAGCAUUAGCAGCGCACAAACUCGCCGCUCGCCACACCAUGGUCGGCCUAACACUAAACACCCAAAUGACCGUCCCCGCCGCCCGACCCCGACCCCAGAGCACCACACAACAACAACCACCAGACGACCCCUCCGCCGCAGCCGCAGGCGCAGCAGGAGGAGGGCCAGCGAACGAAGACGAAAUGGACGAAGUCAUCUCGCUCUCCCCCGCCGUCCGAAUGCCGGUGAUGCGAUUUAAGCGGCAGAGUACGUUGGGUAGCGCGAUUGGGUCGCCGGGGCCGGAGGGGUCGAGUAUGACGUUGGAUACUGUGCUCGAGAAUGGGGAGAGUGGGGGUGGGGAUGUCAAGAGGUAUUUCGGGCAGGAUGUGAACGCGGAGGAUUUGGUGGCGGUGAACUUGGAGAAUGCUUUUGAUCAGUUGUGA